Messenger RNA from Pseudonaja textilis, 1343 nucleotides. NCBI's taxonomy places the organism in Eukaryota, Metazoa, Chordata, Lepidosauria, Squamata, Elapidae. The record is from RefSeq and is a predicted model, not a curated record.
AUUGUGGCAGAGAAAUCGGCAAAGGAACAAGGUUUUAUUUUGCAGUCAUGGCUUCUUCGACUUCGGGCCGAGGACAACGGCGAUCUGUUGGUGCAAUGGGACAAGAGGAGCUGCGGAGAUUAAUGCGAACCAAACAGCGCGAGUCGGCUGCGGGGAAAACGAAAAUCGAUUCGCCCUACGUUAGAUAUAACAGUUUGGGGAAUUUAAGUUGCUCUCUGUGCAAUGUGACUGUGAAGAGUGAACUGUUGUGGCAAACACAUGCUCAUGGAAAGCAGCAUAAGGAGAGACUUGAAUCAUUAAAAAAUAUUAAGCAUUCUACACCAAAAUCAUUUCCUGAAACUUCAUCUUCUCUCAAAAGAAAAUUGCCAGAAACAAGAAUUCUAGAUCAAAAGAAAGGGCAAGAUUGUAAUGACCAUCCACAAGCAGUUUCUUCUAGGUUGCCAAAAGAUUUUUUUGACAAAACUGAGCAAACAGAAGUAGAAAUAAUAUCUUCAAAAGGUUCAAGUGCUAUCUUACUAGGAAAUCAUAAAUCAGAGGAAGGAAAGAAAGAGAUGACAAAAGACAGUAGAGAGAAGGAUGGCAAAACUUCAUUGCCAAUCACAGCUCAGCAUGAAUUAUCUUCAGAUCUUGUUCCAAAAUCAGAACUUGUGGCCUGCUCAUCAACAGACUAUUUGGAGAACAGUACUUUAGCUACUCCUCAGUUAUCCCAUUCAGAAUCUGUACAGAAGGCAGAACCGCAAGAAAAAAAUCAUCAAAGAAGAGAAAACACUGCAGAGGCCUUACCAGAGGGAUUUUUUGAUGAUCCAGAAGUGGAUGCAAAGGUGCGCAAGGUUGACACUCCAAAGGAUCAGAUGGACAAAGAAUGGGAGGAAUUCCAGAAAGCUAUGAGACAAAUCAAUACAAUUUCAGAAGCAAUAGUGGCUGAAGAAGAUGAAGAAGGGCGACUUGACCGUCAGAUUGGAGAAAUUGAUGAACAAAUGGAAUGUUUCCGUCGUGUUGAACAACUGCGUGACCUCCAGGAAAUAAGAAAAUAUAAAUUAAAGGAAGCCAUGAGACAAACAAUCACACAGACUAAAGAAGCUGAGGAUAUUGAUAGUAAUGAUGAAGGUGAAUUGCAGGACUUGCUGUCUCAAGACUGGAGAGCAAAAGGAACAAUAUUGUAACUGCCUGAGAAGAGGAAUUAAUUUUCUAAUUGUGACAUUGUUUUUUUUAAUCAUUUACUAACACUUUUCAUACAUACAUAUGUGCCAAUACUAGGAAUGAAAAUCUGGGGCUUAGCUGGAUAAACCUGGCAGUAAACAAAUGGUUACUGAAUAAAUUAGUUUUAGAAACAAUUUGAUAAU